Messenger RNA from Patella vulgata (common limpet), 2037 nucleotides. RefSeq names its product arrestin domain-containing protein 17. NCBI's taxonomy places the organism in Eukaryota, Metazoa, Mollusca, Gastropoda, Patellidae. Gene Ontology annotation, cellular component: cytoplasm. The transcript has 8 exons. The coding region runs from base 284 to 1390 and encodes 368 amino acids. Gene Ontology annotation, biological process: protein transport. The record is from RefSeq and is a predicted model, not a curated record.
CCGAGUGAAUUGAAUUAAAGGUGAAGGUCAUCUUAGAAUGUUUUUAGAAAAAGUUUUUGGCAUUCCUGGUAGUCCUGUAAUUAAUUAUCCAGGUCUGAUAUGACAUGGCUUGAAACUAUGCUAUAAAGCUCAACAAACAUAAGGAAUAUCCAACAGAUAUACAAGAUGAAAGAUGUUUGUCUAUAAAGGUGUGAUUCUAUAUAAUGGUAGGCGGACUAAUUUACUGAUGAAUCCUUAUGCUAAUCAGUUCUAGUAGCAGAAUCACUAACCUUCUUUAAACCAAAUGAAGAUUAAAAAGCUAGAGAUACAUUAUGUUAAUCGUGAUCAAGUAUUUUAUGCGGGACAGAAUAUAGAAGGGUAUAUUCUUCUGGUAUUAAAAAAGACCACUCCCAUCAAUCGUAUUUGCUUGCAUAUAGGAGGACGUGGAAAUUUUCUACAAUUCACAAAAAAAAUAAAUAACCGUCAAGAGACAUAUUUAGCAGAAGUAAAUUAUCUGAGUAUAAAUCUUGAGUUAAUACAACCAGGUCAAAUACUAAGCAAAGGUGAAGUUCGACUUCCAUUCUCAGCAUUACUACCCAGUUCUAUACCAUCUUCGUUUGAAGGUUCAGAUGGCUGUAUUCGAUACUAUUGUCAGGUCACAGUUUCAACACCUGAAGAUUCAGAUGCGACAGAGGGAAGAAAUUUUACAGUUAUUCACAAUGUUGACUUGAACAGUAUACCUAACGCAAAGGUACCUAUUGUAGCCAAACAGACAGAUAUUAUUCCAGGAAUAUGUUGUACUUCACCAGGUUUAUAUAAAGUUAAUUUCCAACUCGAGAAAACAGGUUUUGUACCUGGUGAACAGAUUAAAUUUCAAUUGGAUGUUGAUAAUAGAACUUCUCUUAGAAGUGAAUGGGUAACUCUUACUCUUCGACAGAUAAUUAAAUACAAAUGUUUUUUGAAUGGAAGAGUAACGGUCGCAGAAAACACUCUGACACAAACUAAAACAAAUAAUAUCGAACUGUACAAUAAACAAAUCAUAAUACCUUCAAGACAGAAAAAACAUUUAGAGGCAUCUGCCCGUCUGCCUUCACUACCUCCGUCUAAACUACCAGGAUGUGAUAUUAUAGAUAUCAGUUAUAAUAUUGUGUUAAAAAUAAGUAUUCAGAUUGAAGAGAUGAAUAUAGAAAGACAGAUUUUGAUUGGAACAAUACCAGUUAGAGAUGAUGCCUGCUCAUCAACAUCACAACAUACAUUAAGACCAGAUACAGCUCCUCCUAGCUAUGAAGAAUGUGUCACUAAAGCCUUUCGUAAAGGUAUGAAAGCCAAACAAUCAACAUGGAGACCAAGUUAUCCAUACUAUGGCGGUGAAAGUACAGUUGCUACUUUACCUGGUGGUAACUGGGUAUGAAGGCAAUGCUGAGACAAGAUCGGGAUUCAUUAUUACCCUAAUCAUCACUCUCGUUCUCUUCUUCUCUUCCAGUGGACCUUAUAAAAGAUCAGGACUCAUUAUUACCACUUGUAUUCUCUUCUUGUGGAGCUGUUACAAGAUCGGGACUCAUUAUUACAAUGUGGUGCUACCAAGGGAUAAUGUCCACUCGACACAAACUAGGUCAUUUCGGGACUAACAUAUGGUUCAAUUUAAUUUCAAUAAUUUGCUUGCAGUGAGGGGAAACCGGAGAACCUAGAUAAUCGACCCUACUCCUUGCCACCGUGGCAAUACCACAUACAAGUGGGGAAUCGAAGCCAUGCCACUUGACUCCAUGACAGACCUUAUCAUACAAUGCGCACGCAUUAACUAUUUGGACGAUGCUGGCUGGAAACCACAGGGUUAUUCUAGACAUAAUUAAAUAUACUUUAAUUCAGAUGUUUUAAAACAUAAAUAACAUCUGCUAUAUGUACAUUGUUUUAUAUUAUUAAAACAAGGCCUGAUUUUACAAGUGAUUUUAAUAAAUAAUGCUUACUUUUACUAACAAUUUUAGUAAUCUAUUUAUGACAUAAUUGUUUUAUAAGUAUAUACAUGUACUUAUUUGAUAAAUAAAUGUUGUGUUAGUAUUA